UCCUAUCGUUACAGCAUCAACAAAAGUUUCUCACCUAGCUUUUUCGCCACACGAAACUACUUCGCUUCCAUUUUCGAAGGCACAAAACCGAGAAAGAAAAAUGAAGCCUCGUCAAGAACAAGAAGAAGACGAAGAACGACUUCGUCAAAGAAAACUUGAAGAAUCCCUUGAAAUAAAAUCUCUCCGGCGCAUAGUCAGUGCCUACCUUAAUUAUCCAGAGGCAGCAGAAGAGGAUGUGAAAAGAUACGAAAGAUCGUUUAGGAAGCUUCCUCCUUCUCACAAAGCUUUGUUAUCACACUACCCUUUGAAGUUUCAAAGUCUAAGAAGGUGUAUUUCUAUAAAUUCGUAUUUCAUAUUUAAUAUGCUUCAGGCAUUUGAGCCACCCCUGGAUAUGAGCCAGGACAUUGAUGACUCUGGGGAAUUGCACUUUGAAUGGCCACCAAAUGAUGGGAAUGUUUGCUCUCAUGAGUCUACCACAGCUAGGGGAAGUUGUUCCAAACUUGAUGAAGCUUGCUGUGGAGAAUCAAGCAAUGUGAUGAGCAAACUAGCAGAGGGUUUGACGGCCAAUGAGGAAGUGCAAAUUGAAGGUUGUCAUGGGUCUGAUACUGGGAGCUGUCUGGCAGGCGAGGAAAAUAACAAAAUGACAGCUGAAUGUUGUGGGAAUCAUGUUUCUGAUUCCAAUGGAAAUGUCCCGUCAUCACCUCGUGAUUGGUUGGAUCCAUCAUUUCAGUUGCAUGUUCCCCUGGUUGAUGUUGAUAAGGUCCGUUGUAUACUAAGAAACAUAGUAAGAGACUGGGCAGCAGAGGUAAUGAUGCGUCAUUGCUUUCCUGUUUCUAACUCACAGAAAGAACGUGAUCAGUGCUACAAGCCUAUUCUUGAAGAGCUCAAUUCUUUAUUCCCUAGUCGUUGCAACAAAAGUCCCCCUACAUGUUUAGUUCCUGGUGCUGGUCUUGGGCGUCUGGCCUUGGAGAUUUCAUGUUUGGGUUUCGUGAGCCAGGGAAAUGAAUUUUCAUACUACAUGAUGAUAUGCUCAAGUUUUAUUCUUAAUCAGACCCAGAAUGCAGGGGAAUGGACUAUAUAUCCUUGGAUCCAUAGCAAUUGCAAUUCACUUUCAGACAGUGACCAACUCCGUCCUGUUUCAUUUCCAGAUAUUCAUCCAGCAAGUGCAGGGAUUACUGAAGGAUUCUCCAUGUGUGGUGGUGACUUUGUUGAAGUCUAUAGUGAUCCAAGUCAAGUAGGAGUUUGGGAUGCAGUUGUAACUUGUUUUUUUAUUGAUACGGCACACAAUAUUGUUGAAUACAUUGAAAUCAUAUCAAGGAUUUUGAAAGAUGGGGGGGUUUGGAUAAAUCUGGGACCACUCCUGUAUCAUUUUGCAGACAUGUAUGGACAAGAAGAUGAGAUGUCCAUUGAACUGAGCUUGGAAGAUGUAAAGUGUGUUGCGUUUAAUUAUGGGUUUGAAGUUGAGAAGGAAAAGACAAUUGAGACAACCUACACUACAAAUCCUCGAUCAAUGAUGCAAAACCGAUACUUUGCUGCAUUCUGGACAAUGAGAAAGAAAUCGGCAGCGGUGGAAAAGCAUUCAACAUGAUAAGCAGCGGUGGAGAAGCAUUUUGCAUGAUGAUUACCGGCCUUUGUAUUAUGUGGUCUACUAUAUUGUUAAUUUUUUUUGUUAAUUUUUUUUGUUAAUUAACGUGGGUAUCCAGGCCAGCUUGUAUGUACCUCGACUAAUCCCACGGACCCUGAAAUUAACGACUAUAUAAGCCUCCAGUAGUUCUGAGGGGAUUCGAACUCGUAACCAUUGGAAAGCAAACCCAAGACUUGACCAGUUGAGUUAGCCCUCAGUGUUUAUCUGCUAUAUUGUUCCUUCAUGUAAAAGCUGCAUACAGUGUCCAGUAAAUUGAAAUGUAUUUCUUGAAAAUAAUAUACAAGGUUGAAGAUUAAUUUGA
Molecule: messenger RNA, 1946 nt
Organism: Populus trichocarpa (black cottonwood)
Lineage: Eukaryota; Viridiplantae; Streptophyta; Magnoliopsida; Malpighiales; Salicaceae
Exons: 18
Coding region: 101-1588 (495 amino acids)
Molecular function (GO): S-adenosylmethionine-dependent methyltransferase activity
Source: RefSeq, a predicted model, not a curated record